Molecule: messenger RNA, 1335 nt
Organism: Haemonchus placei
Lineage: Eukaryota; Metazoa; Nematoda; Chromadorea; Rhabditida; Trichostrongylidae
Source: the annotation of a GenBank genome assembly
AUGUCUUCCUUUCGACUGGUAGUGAAACUGUCACCCAAGAGGCUACAGACGAAACGGGAAGUCCGGACUGUUCUCCCAGAAGAACAGUAUCUAGCCAAACUUGAAAAGAUUAUCGUCAGAGAUUACUUUCCCGAUCUUCCAAAACUCAAGGCUCAGUCAGAAUAUAUCGAUGCAAUGAAACGUAAUGAUAUAGCCAAAAUGCGUGAACUGCAAAUACGCUAUCACACAAGCCGCCGAACGGAUCGAAGGACGAGCCCUGCGACAACUGUCGCCACAUCUCCUGGACAUCGAGCACGCGCUCCAACAUCUCCUGCAAAUUUUGAUCCAGACACCCCAGGUCCGAGUCGACCACCCGAUUCACUACAGUCCACACCGCUCCCUUACGCAAAUCGUGAGGGUGACAACGAGGCUUUGAAAGAGGGUGCCAAGAAGGAAAAAGCCAAAUCGGAUGAACUAUCGGUGGACCAGUACAUGAACAAAUUUACCUCGGAGGAUAAUGCUUCAUUCGAAGAGCUAGCAGCCGUCGAACUUGCCAGAGAACGAGCAAAAAAGGGAUGGAUCGAAGAGGCAGAAAGAAAACAUAAUGCAAAAAUGAUCACGUACGGCGAACUACCUGCUUCUGCUGAUCUACAGCUGGCAUUGAAAUAUGACCCUGAAUUUGACAGAGAAAAGCCUAAGGAAGUUGAUAACUGGAGUUACACUGCUCGUAACUCAGUGUUGUUCCAUUUGGAGGGAGCUCCUUUAACCGCUGCCGAGCGCAUCGAACAGGCCCGCAGAAAUCAGAGGGUAAUCAACAAGGCAGGCACUCGAUUUUCCGAAGACAUCAAAAACAAGCCUUCAGAGGCAUCAAUGGCCCGUGCCAGUAUGAUGCAGCUGGCUAAUAAUGUAGGAAAAGUGGAUGCACAAGGUCAUGAAGUAGGACUGAAUAGCAAAACCCUAGGACUGGUAGCGACACCAAGUCCUGCUCCUGGCAUCGAUGAUUCGCCUUUGAUGACAUGGGGAGAAAUCGAUGGAACUCCUUUCCGUUUGGAUGCUUCCGACAUUCAACCUGCUCCUGGAAGCGGUCCAACAUUCAAGAUGCCAGAAAUACCGUUUCGAGAGCAGGUUGCUCAAGGAAUUACCGACACAAUCGCUAAACGAUAUCGUGACAAACGACGAGCUGCGAUGGAAACAGCCGAAAAGGCCCACAGAACACCACGAUUUGGUUCAGCUCGUUCCUCGGCUUUAUCAAUGGCUACACUUUCACCAGCAGCUCGUCGAUUAGCUUCAAACAAACUUGGCAUUCGUUUGCCGUCAUCUGCUCACCACUUACGUCUGCUUACACCUACCAGGUAA